AUGGCAGACAAACAUCAGAGUUUCAAUGCUCCCCCACGUUCUAAGAUGAAGUUAUGGAAAGGUGCUACUUUUGCCUUCGUGCUCUGCGCUGCAGCCCUGUCCACCGUCCUCGUUAGAAAAAUGGCCACUGUCAGACAGUUUAAACUCAAAGCCAAACAUCCCUCAUCGAAGUCAUCGUUAUCUCCAGAAUCAACGUCCAGAACGUCUUCAGAGGAACCUGUAGAGCUGUCCCAGAUGACGGGAGGUCUUCAUCGGAAGACCCGCUCAACGGGCAACAACAUGAACUCCCUCUUCUCAGACUUUUCGGCGAUGUUCCAGAGCUUCACGGAGGGCGAGCUUCAGCAGCUGCUCGGUACCUUAAUCGAAAAGAAAAGAAAGAGGGACCAGACUUUUGGGGAGAACAAGUCCAAAAGGACUAAACGAGCCCACAAAUCUAAGCCCUGCUCUUUGAGGAGGCUGGAGCUGACUGUGACUGAGCUGGAUCUUGGCCACAAGAGCGACGAGACAAUAAUCCUGCAGUACUGCAGUGGUAACUGUGACGCACACCGACAAAACUAUGACCUUGCCGUGGGCAAGAUAUUUGGGAAGAACUCUAAGAAAAAAAGUCGCAGGAAGAAAGUCAGCAGCGUGCCGUGCUGCCGACCGACUGCGCUCGAGGGCAUUUCGUUCUUUGUAGAACACAACGGCUUUCACACGUUACGUAACAUCUCGGCUAAGAGAUGUGGGUGUGUAUGACCAAAUGGGAUGGACUUCACACUUCUUCACGCUGCUCCAAGCUUCUGUUGGAAGAGUCGGACAUGCACGCUGGUUAAAAGACAAAUAAUGGAUUAUAAGGU
Nematolebias whitei (Rio pearlfish) is the source of this 836-nucleotide messenger RNA. Its product is annotated as neurturin-like. NCBI's taxonomy places the organism in Eukaryota, Metazoa, Chordata, Actinopteri, Cyprinodontiformes, Rivulidae. The record is from RefSeq and is a predicted model, not a curated record. Bases 1 to 735 code for a protein of 244 amino acids. The transcript has 3 exons. Gene Ontology annotation, molecular function: glial cell-derived neurotrophic factor receptor binding; receptor tyrosine kinase binding; growth factor activity.